AUGAGCCGCGCGCCUCCUCUCUCUCCCUCGCCCCGUGCUCGUCCCCUCCACUGCCCGCCGCUCGGGGCCGCGCCCCGCGCCCUGCCCCCACGCGCGCGCCCGCAGCCACAGCCGUGCCCACUCGCCUGCCCCGCACCCCCUGUCCAGCGCGCACUCGCCGCGGUCUCCGCGCCCCGCGCGCGCUCGGCCGCGCUCGUCGCCGCACCAUCCCGCUGCUCCCUCGUCCCGUCCGCGCUCACCGCGCGGUGCCGUCGCUGCGGGCGGCGCACUCCUCCCCCGGCUCCCCCUGCGACCACGCGCGCCCGCCGUGGCCGCGCUCAGCCACUUCGUCCGCCCCGCACGGCGCUCGCCGCCGCGCUCACCGCCUCCACCACCGCGCCCCACGGCCCCCCUCCGUUCGCCCUCACCACCGCCGCGGCUUGCGCGCCCCGCCCUCGGCCUCGUCGCCGCUCGGGCUUGACCCCGCCCGCGGCGCUCGUCGCUGGGUCCGCCCGCACCACCGCCCGUCGCCCGCGCCGCACACGCGCGCCGCACCCGCGCCCGCCUGUGGCCCCUGGGCCACUGCCAGAUAUAUAA
Messenger RNA from Aegilops tauschii subsp. strangulata, 576 nucleotides. NCBI's taxonomy places the organism in Eukaryota, Viridiplantae, Streptophyta, Magnoliopsida, Poales, Poaceae. The record is from RefSeq and is a predicted model, not a curated record.